UCAACCUUUUCUUCCUUUCUUCCACAAAUGUACGAAUAUUGCGUGUAAACUCAAAGUAAAAAUCUGAAAGGACAACUCGAAAAACCAAUUUUGCCCCACUGUAAGCUUUGGGUACACAAUCUCCGCGAGAUUAACCUAACCGCCAAACUGUUCCGCCUUGAGUGCGCGAUCGGCAAUCGAUCGUUGGCUGAGCGAGCUCCCUGGCCGGUUCCGAUCAGUUCUGAGUGGAAUGUCUUGCUAAGCGGUCUGUUCGAAGGUGCACAACAGCAACAGCACCAGUUUCGCGAUCGUUUUCGUGUGAUUCCAAGCGACGGUGUGACGACGGGACAUGAAUCGCGGAACCUUCCUCUGAUAAAACGGAUAUACCCCCCAUAACCGAGCAAUGUUACUGCAGGAGUGUGCCGCCAGCAUGGAACAGAGUAUGCCCGAGAACCUCAGCACUCACAUGUUCGGCGAGUGUGAAAUGAGCCCAGCCCUUGCGAAGUGUCAUGAUCCGGUGGAAACUGAUCGAGAUCUGCAGACCAAAGAGUCCUGUGCCCCGGCACCAAUGGCCAGUUCGUCGGCAGCCACAACCACAAGCACCACAACCAAAGUGAAGUUGAGUUUCAGUGUCGAUCGGCUGCUGGGCUCCGAGUCCGGCGAGUCCCACCGGACCAGCUCUUCGUCGCCCUCGGCCAGGACCUGCUGCGAUGGCAGUGUCUUCUCCUGCUGCUCGUUUCCACACUGCUUUGGCCAAGCGAAUGCCGAGGCACGCAGGUUGGGACACGUUCCGCUCCCUGUGUCUGCGGCACCCACGUCCAUGCACCCAUAUCCUUAUGGGGGACUUGACAAACUCUAUCCUAGCCUGUACAUGGAUUACAAAUCAGUGCUGAGGCCGACCCCGAUUCGUGCGGAAGAACACGCCGCACCCACCUAUCCAUCGCUGGCCACCAACGCGCUCCUUCGCUUCCAUCAACAUCAGAAGCAGCAGCACCAGCAGCACCAGCAGCAUCAACAGCAUCAGCAGCACCAUCCAAAACACCUCCAUCAGCAGCACAAGCCCCCGCAGCACAGCUCGUCACUGCUGGCGCCUCUUCACAGCCUCACGACCUUGCAGUUGACGCAGCAGCAGCGAUUUCUGGGCAAGACGCAGCCACAGCUACUGGACAUCACGCCCACGGCGCCGGCGGCAGCCACCUCACAGAAUGGCGGUUACCCACAGCAGGGCAGCAGCUCUAAUCCGAGUAACUCGGGAAGCAGCGGCAACGGGAAGCGCAAACGCUCCUGGUCCAGGGCCGUCUUCACAAAUCUGCAGCGCAAGGGGCUGGAGAUUCAGUUUCAGCAGCAGAAGUAUAUCACCAAGCCAGAUCGGCGAAAGCUGGCGGCACGGCUGAACCUCACCGACGCUCAGGUCAAGGUUUGGUUCCAAAACCGACGCAUGAAGUGGAGGCAUACGCGGGAAAAUCUGAAGAGCGGCCAGGAGAAGCAGCCCACUGAGGUACCAGGAGGUGGACGUGGGAUCAAGGCUUCUACGUUAUCGGGAGGAAGUACUCCCCAUGAGACUCUUGACUAUAGUUCCGAUAGCUGUUCGAGCGUGGAUUUGAGCGAGCAGGCCGAAGACGAUGAUAACAUUGAAAUUAAUGUGGUUGAGUAGAGCUACAUAUGUUUUACACAAAUUGACAUCUACUCGCCUGUCGAAAUCGUGUUACACAUGUUAAAUGCCAUGUAGAUGUAUUUAUUUCAAUCGCUACGAGCAGUAAUGUAGAUAAAUACUAAAAAAAAGUAAAUUUAAAUUAUACAAUAUACUUAUUUAUUUUAAAAUAUAUUGCCUUACC
Drosophila elegans is the source of this 1814-nucleotide messenger RNA. It is a transcript of the gene H2.0, whose product is annotated as homeobox protein H2.0. Lineage: Eukaryota; Metazoa; Arthropoda; Insecta; Diptera; Drosophilidae. Gene Ontology annotation, biological process: regulation of DNA-templated transcription. The coding region runs from base 383 to 1633 and encodes 416 amino acids. Gene Ontology annotation, molecular function: sequence-specific DNA binding; DNA-binding transcription factor activity, RNA polymerase II-specific. The record is from RefSeq and is a predicted model, not a curated record. The transcript is spliced from 3 exons.